Molecule: messenger RNA, 913 nt
Organism: Haemonchus placei
Lineage: Eukaryota; Metazoa; Nematoda; Chromadorea; Rhabditida; Trichostrongylidae
Source: the annotation of a GenBank genome assembly
AUGAGUCUGCAAUCAUCUCACUUUCCAGGAAGUUCAAGAAGUUAAGGGUAACCUAUUAUAUGCAGGACGUGUUCCACGGCACCUUUAUGAGGAAAUGAUGACGAAAGCUAGUUAAGAAUAUGAUGAGGACGUUAUGAAGUCGCUGGCCAUCAGCUCGUUAAAUGAGAAGUGACUCUCGACAACGUACCGGAAGAACUCCGAUGGGAUGGCUUGCACGAACGGCUUGUACGCCAUCUCGUAGCUGACGGAGUGCACACGAAGCAGCCGAAAGAGCUCAUGCAGCUCUACUGUGUCCAUGACGUGUGCAACGGCGGUGUCGAGGUCCCUCUUUUAUACUCGAUGACGGCGCGAAAAACCGAGGAUGUCUACACACGCAUUUUCGGGCACCUCAAGAACCUGUUCGAGAGAAACUUUAUGCAGGGGCAUGGUCGAGUUCUAGUCGUGGCGGAAUGGUGGGACACCAUCAAAGGAAUGGUUUUCUUGCCAAAGCGUCUCUACCCAGAGGGAAGAGUGCUAUGGAGGCCACCAGUGCCCGAAGACCACGUCGCUUACGAAAAUACAAGGAGUUCCUGGAAUACUUGCACUCGACGUGGUUCGAUGGUCCGUACAAGGAUAUGUGGAACAAGUGGGAAUUGGUGAACUUGAGAACCACAAGUAAGCUGAGGCCUACCACAACCGCCUCAAUGUGGAAUUCGGAAGAGACCAUCCUAGGACGCUGAUAAAGAAGUUGAAGUACAUCGACUCCGGGGCAAAACGUUCACUGCAGUGGAUAAUGGAGGUUAGUAGUCUCUUGCAACCAACGCAGGCAACUAAAAUCUGGGGCAGAAACAGUAACAAUUCCAGCAUACCAACGAGGAAAAGCAUCUGCGAAAGAGGGAUCACGAAAGAAGGCAAAACAUUGAGAACAGCAUGA